Molecule: messenger RNA, 1341 nt
Organism: Vigna radiata var. radiata (mung bean)
Lineage: Eukaryota; Viridiplantae; Streptophyta; Magnoliopsida; Fabales; Fabaceae
Product: ribokinase-like
Exons: 4
Coding region: 90-1181 (363 amino acids)
Biological process (GO): D-ribose metabolic process
Molecular function (GO): ribokinase activity
Source: RefSeq, a predicted model, not a curated record
AAGGAAAAUGUGGCAUAAGGCACUCCAAAAGACCCUUGCGAGUGUGUAAUAUCGAUGACCCAUCCCACGAUCCAAACUUAAGCAAAAAAAUGCGCAGUGUAACAGCAACACUUUCAACACAACAACACUGUUUCCACUACCACACGCAAACCACCUUCCUCACUACUACCCUUAUCCCAAUCCAAUCCCUCUCCUUCCGCACUCCCAAUCACAACUUCAGACUCCUCUGUUUCUCUUCAAACCCCUCGCCACCACCGCCGCCGCUGGUGGUCGUCGGCUCCGCCAACGCAGACAUCUACGUCGAGAUCGACCGCCUACCGCGCGAAGGCGAGACUCUCGCGGCGAGGUCCGGCCAGACGCUCGCCGGCGGGAAGGGCGCCAACCAGGCCACGUGCUCCGCCAAGCUCAACUACCCGACUUACUUCGUCGGACAGGUCGGGGAUGAUGCCUACGGAAGCCUCGUCACUGACGCGCUCCGCAGCGGGGGAGUUCGCCUCGACGGUCUCACGGUAGUUCCGUCGGCGUCCACGGGUCAAGCCGUUGUGAUGCUCCAAUCCAACGGCCAGAACUCCAUCAUAUACAUUGGUGGUGCUAACUUGAGUUGGCACAGAUUUCUGCCACGUCAGCAUUUGGACCUCGUGGCCCAAGCUGGCAUCGUUUUAUUGCAGAGGGAGAUUCCCGAUUUUGUCAACACUCAAGUGGCGCAGGCUGCAAGGAAUGCUGGUGUGCCGGUCGUGUUGGACGCUGGAGGAAUGGAUGGGCCACUUGCGCCGGAAUUAUUGAACUUUGUUGAUAUUUUGAGUCCUAAUGAAACUGAACUUGGUCGCCUUACGGGAAUGCCAACGGAAAGUUUUGAAGAGAUUGCACGAGCUGCUUUGAAAUGCCAUCAAUUAGGAGCUAAGAAAGUUCUUGCGAAACUUGGCCACAAAGGAUCUGCUCUUUUUGUAGAAGGAGAAAACCCGAUUCAGCAGCCUGCCAUACUUUCUAAAACAGUCAUUGAUACAACUGGUGCCGGUGAUACUUUUACUUCUGCUUUUGCUGUAGCUUUAGUAGAGGGCAAGUCCUACAGGGAAUGCCUAAGGUUUGCCGCUGCUGCAGCUUGUCUUUGUGUUCAAGUGAAGGGAGCUUCUCCCAGCAUGCCUGAUAGGAUAUCUGUUAUGGAUCUUCUCAAUUGUCAAUGAGAAAUUUUUCGAACAGGUCAAUCUUCACUGAAACCAGUUUAACAUUUGUUUCAUUUCUCUGGAUUUACUAUCUUAUAUUUUAGAUAAGAAAAGCCAUAAUGCAGACUUCUAGAGAAAGUUCCUUGUAUCCAUAUCUCUAUAUGCUAUGUUUUUGGUGGUC